AAGGGCAGGGGGCGGGCGCUUUGGUAGUCUUCCUCUAGUAACUCACGCACCUUCUGCAAAGCGAGCGCGAACCAACAGCACUAGGCCCUAGCGACGGCCCGUAGGUAGUGUACAACCGGCUCGGGAAUCCGCAGAGCGUCUCUUGCCCUGUGCCCUUCAGCUCUUAAGUAGCCUGGCCGGGAGGUAGCGGGCGGCCUGGGAGGAGACGAAAUACACUAGGCCGUCGUUUAUUAACUCAGGCGGCAUGGCGGCUCCAGGCUCUGUCAAGCUCUUGCUUGCCGCAUCGGCGGCAUUCGGGGCUGCGUCCCGCCGUUGCCUCCUCCUCGUCGGAGCCGGGAAACCGGGCAGGCACGGGGAACUAGACCGGGGAAAUGCCGCUUCCCGGGGGGCGAGCCGGGGCUUCAGCUUGUCGGCGCCGAGCCGGCGCAGCUCAGAAGAUAAGGUAACCAUUCAUUUUGUAAACCGGGAUGGUGAGAAAUUAACAACCCAAGGAAAAGUUGGUGACACUCUACUAGAUAUUGUUGUUAAUAAUAAUCUAGACAUUGAUGGGUUUGGUGCCUGUGAAGGAACAUUGGCUUGUUCCACCUGCCAUCUUGUCUUUGAAGAACACAUAUUUGGAAAGUUAGAAGCUAUUACUGAUGAGGAGAAUGACAUGCUUGAUCUGGCCUAUGGACUAACAGACACAUCACGCUUGGGCUGCCAAAUCUGUUUAACAAAGUCUAUGAAUAAUAUGACUGUCCGAGUACCUGAAGCAGUUGCUGAUGCAAGGCAAUCCAUAGAUCUGGGCAAGAACUCAUAAACUUCAGUCAAUCAGAAUAUUUUCAUGGAAUUUUACCCAUAUUUUUAUUACAAUAGUUUCUCUAUGUAAUUAAAUGAGAACUUGCCAAAUAGAAUUUAUUGCUGUUACUAGCUUUGAUAUUUUAAUUUACCUUAUAAAAUUACUGUAUUUUGUAAUUCUUACAAAUUAUGCGGCCUUUUUUUCUUUUUGGUUAAACUUUAGAUCGUACAAUGUUGUUAUAAGAAUUCACAUAAUAUUAGUUUACAUUUUUGUAGUGUUUUAGCUUUCAAAUUGCUUUUACAUUACCUCAUUUUAUACUCAUUAUGCCCUUAACCUCAUAGUGAUAUUACCACUAAUUUAUCUGUGGUGCGGUGCAAGAUCAGCUAAAUGUGUCCAACAGAGGUAGUUAGUUUUCUGACUCCUUGACUUUUUCUAAUAGACUGGGAGAAAUAAGGAAUAAAACAGGGAGAAAUUAUGAAUUCUUUGUUAAGAGUAAUUGAGGAAUGUAAAUAUCAGUGCAGAAAAACACAUAACUGCUCAGUGAAAUGCUUUAUUUUCUGAAUAUGUUAGAACAGAUACAAAGAUAAUUAUCUGCCUUGUAAUAUGACCUUUCAGAGUUAAGAACAUUUAGGAUAAUUUGAACAUAGGUGCUUCUAAAGUCCCUGACAAGUCUGAUCUUGAUUAUAACAAAGCUUACAGGAAUUCUUUAAAGGAAAGUAAAAUUCUUGGUACUUUUGUAAGUAAAGUAAGAGACAUGUUUGUGAUUUUAUCUAAAUGUUUGAUUUGUAAUAUUCCUUAACAGUGGGAUGAAAUCAUUUAAAAAAUUCAGUCUUUUUUCUGCAGAGCUAGAGGGAAAAAAAAAGGAAAUAAUUCUGUUGGGCACUGUAAUUUGUCAAUCCGUGUGGAAGCAAGUUGGAAUUUUCAUUUUGUCUGACAGUAAAUAAAUUCAUUAGUAGGUUAAACAAUGUAGCUUAUGAAACUGGAGUAAAACUUCACAAACCUAGAUUAAUUGAAGGACAAAGCUAUCUUUAAUUAAAAAUGUGAAUUAUCUAACAGUUUUAAAGAAAUACAGGAUUAUUACCUUGUCACAAAUGACAACAUGAACUAGUGCUGCUUAACAAAGUUAUUUCUAUAUUUAUUUAGGAAAUAAAAAUUUGUAGCUAGGAUGUUGUUAAUAUAACCUGAGAACUUAAAAACACUUUAAUUCUGUUAAACAUUCCUCACCUAGCCUUGCUUACUUUAUUGAUCUGGUUAGCAGUCUUUUAUCUGUCAUAGUCCUGUAAUGCACUUCACUCAAAAUAGUAAAUUUAUCACACAUUCCAAAUUAGUGAGGUCCAAGUUAAUUCAAUUUCAUGUUUUUCAUUUGAGAAUCAUAGGACUGAAGGCAAGCUAGUCCAGCUGCUACCUGAAUCUUGCAUCUCUUCUUAUUUGAUGCUUGGGGACCCUUAGUGAUUAAGAACUCACUCUCAGCAAGCUUUUUGACUGCUGUAAUUGUUAAGAAGUGCUACUUUUAUUUUCAGGUAAAACCUGCUUCUCUAUAAUUUGUACAACUUCCAGAACCAAACAGAAGAGAAGACUUUGCUGAUUUUUAUAAAAAUCUUUGGCCUCCUUUUUAAAAAAUUUUGAGAUUUGUAUUUGUAGAGAUACAUUAAUUUUAAAGAGAUUAACUUUAGGGCCUUUUAUCACAUAUAAGAAAUAAGAUUUUUCUCAUUAUUUUUGUUAAUUGGCCUUUUUUCCUUCUCCUUUUAACAUUUUGAAAAAUCAUAAUGGUUUAUUUUGAUUUUGUAGGUAAUAUUCAGUUUUAAUUAUUAGCAUCUAACAUUUCUUCUCUUGCCAGUACCAUAUUGAUUCAAGGGCUAGGGGAGAUGUACUUUUCAGUUUCAUGCAACUUUUAGUUGUAAUUCCUGGCCACUCUUGGAUUAGAAAUAUUUCACAAUCUAUUAAAUCCUGCCAAAUUUAAGCUCCACUUUUUCCUUAGCACACACUAAUACAUUCAGCAAAGCAACAUGGGUUUCUUUUCUUAUGCUGUACUUAUUUGCUCCAACCCAGUCUACACAAAGACUAGGUUUUAUUGUAACAUUUCUAUUCCAAGUAAUGGUAUUUUUUCCUCUAUGGCUUUAUAUCAGUAGAUAGAGGGGGAAGCCAAGGACUCAGUAAGUCUUGCCUUGGGCACAUCACUAGAUGUGUGAUCAGGAAGGAGCAAGUUUACAUGUACAGCUUACCAAUCUGUUUCCUCUUCUUUAAAAGGAAAGGGGAAGGGAGAUUCUGGGUGACUCAGUGGAUUGAGAGCCAGGCCUAGAGAUGGGAGGUCCUGGGUUCAAAUCUGACCUCAGACUCUGCCGACCUGUGUGACCCUGGGCAAGUCACUUAACCCCCAUUGCCUAUCCCUUUCCAUUCUUCUGCCUUGGAACCAAUACCCAGUAUUAAUUCUAAGACGGAAGGUAAGGGUUUAAAAAAAAAAAAGGAAAGGUCUCCUCCUAAGCUCUUAAAUCUAUGGCAACCCUGUGAUUUGGAAAAGAGUUUUCACACUGGGAGGUUUUUCCUGCAAUAAAAUCACAGGUCCACACUAAAAAAUGUUUAUUUUAAUUAUUGUACUGUAACAUUUCAUUCUCAUAGUUUAAAAAGAUUAAUUUAAUGUAUAGCAUGGAUAGUCACAGUUUCAAUUAGAAUUUAAGAUGAAUGUUUCAUUUUUCAAGGUUAUAGGGAAGAAUGUCUAGUAAAGGAUAUUAAAAAUACAGUUUUGGAUAAUAUAAUUUUUCUUUAAUUUUGAUUCAUUAUACCUUUUCCCCCUCAUUUUUUUCUCUUUAUUGCUUUUUACAGACUUUUAGCAACCUGAAAUUUUGUGUUAAACCACAUCUUGGAUCAUCAGUUUUCUUAAAUGGAAAGAUUUAUAAAUAAGAAUAUCUUAAAAAUCAAAAAAUUAUGUGUCUGAACAAAAUAUGACACUUUUAAAUGUAUAUCACUAGACUUUUGACAUAACUUUACUAGUUUCCUCUCAAGCAAAUAUACAAGAAUAACAGUAUAAAUGAGGUUGUGCAAUAGAACUUCUUUAAUGUGUCAACAUAUCACAUUUUAUCAAGUUAUUUAUUUUUAAAGACUUCAAAAAACAAGAUCCUAUUUUUAAAAUGAGGGGACUUGGACUAGAUAACCUCUGACCCUUCCAGUCCAACUCCUAUGAUCCUAUAUUCUGCUUUGCAACAAUAGAGUCAUUUUCAGGUCCAGGGUAAACUUAAGACCUUGGUACUUACAGUUUUUAAAACUGAAAGUUAUGCAUACAAUACAGUUAAAUAUAUUUCAAGUUUGGUGUUUGAAUGGGAAAUUUGAGUCAGUAUUCAAUUUGAGUUCGAAUAUCACCUCAGAUACUAGCUGUAUGACCCUAAGCAAGCCAUUUGACUGCUCUAUGCAUUAUUUUCCUCCACUAUAAAUGAAGAGGUUGCAUUUCAUGACCUCUGAGGUCCUUCCUAAUGCUAAAUUUAAGAUCAUGUGAUCUAGCUAUACUAAAAAAAAAUCUUUUUUUGCUCUGCUGUGAUUUCUUUGUACUAGAAUUUCAUUACUUAUGUUUGUUGUUGGAUAUAGAUUCCAGCUACUAACAGAUAACCCUCAGGAAGCUUUGUUAAAGGAUGCAGAUAUGUAAUAUUAACAAGCAUUUUUAAAAUAUCUAUUAUAUGUCAAGGACAAUGCUACAAGCAGAGCAUAUAAAAAGAGCUCACAUGCCAUUAAUUAACAAUAAAAGUCAUCCAUUAACUAUUAUCUCUACUUCAGUUCCUACUAAACCCAUUUUUUUUCUAGCUGACUUCCAAGUCUGCAUUUCCAACAGUCCAGUGGGUAAAACCUAUAGCACCCCAAACAUACGUUCCAUACCAAACUUAGCCAUUUGUCCACCCCCCAAAACCAAAUCUUUCUGACUGCUGCUUGUUUUCUUCAUUCCUGUGAAUCAUCUGCCCUUGAAACCUUCAUAGUAAAUAUGAAUACAAAAAAUAUGUGAUGAGAGGAAAUAAUGCAGAGAGAAGACAGAACAUUUAUUGAGUACAGAUACAUAAAAACAACAAAACAUUACAUAUUUGCACACAAAAGAGGACACAAAUUAUUGGUUUUUUUGUUUCAUAAAACAAAGAAUUUUGCAGUUUAAUUUGGAAUUUGAUUUUAUUUGGUCAAAUUUGUUGAGAUUACAGUAAAUGCUUGCUUCAUUUAAACUUUAUAAUACAUUAUUUUUAAAAGGAAAUAAAACUCAUUAGCACCUUUAACUUUUCUCUCUUGCCAUGUCCUGUCUAUUCUACCUCUGCAUUUUAUUUCCAUUCCCAUAAUCACCACCAAAUGUCAGGCUGCCAUGAUCUGGAGCCUUGUAACAGUCUCCCACUUUUUCCCUUUCCUCUUCUAAGUAACUCAUCAUUCACUUUCCAGAUUAACUCUUUAUUAAUAUGUCUUAUGCCAAAUCUGCUCAAAACCUUCCUAUAGUGCCUAUACACGUUGCUUAAUAAAUUUUAAUUGAAUUUAAUGAUUUUCUAUUGUCUAAUGAUUAAGUCUCAGGCAGUUUGAUAAGUUUAAGAUCCACCACAAUCUGAUGCCUCCCCAUCUUUCCAGCCUUACAUCAAAUUAUUACUGUCUAGUUAUGUGUUAGCCCUGGUUCACAACAUUGUCUUCUGGCUUUCCUGCUUUGUGUUAUUGACUAUGCCUGCAAUUAUCCCCACCCUCAUUUCUGUCUCAAAAUUAGGUCUCUAAGAGCUAAGUAUCUAGAUACUUUAAGAAUAUAAAUAGUUUUCCAAAAAAUCACAAACUAUAAAUGACCAUGUUAAACAACUGGUGUUUUCCCCUUCAACUUACCAGUUUGCCAAGGUCAUAGAAAUCGGUGUUGGAGGGUGACAUGGAAAGGUUUAUACACCAAACUCUGAAUUGGCCCAUCUGUUUUGCAGAAAUGAUGACUAAACUUUAUAACCAUUGACCUAGAAAUCCACCAUUGGGUAUAUCUAUCCCAAGGAAAGGUUCAGUAUAUAUUAAAGUAUUCAGAAUUCUUUUGUGGUAUCAAAGAACUGAAAACACAGCAGGAAUCUAUCAAAUGGAGAACAGUUGAAAGAAAAUAAUUGAAAUGUUCAAUUUGGUGAUAAGUAUAAGGAAUUCAGAGAAACAGGAUCUGUAUGAACUGGUAGAAAGUGAAAUAAGUGGAAUGAAAAACAAUAAUACCUAUAACUAUAAUUGAAUAAAAAGAUUAGGAUGAAGAAAUGCCACAGCAACUAAAAAGUUGUUCAGUACAGCUAGGGAAAAGCACUUCCUUCAACUUGAUAUAGAGACAGGGUACUACUCAGUCAAAAUUAAUACCAUGUCAAACAGUUACUUUAUUGGAUGGAUAUAUUGGGGUUAAAUUGUUGCAAAGGUAGAGUCUUUGUGUGUGGGGUAUAAAAUGACAUGUAAAAACAAAACAUAUCAAUAAAAAAUUGGGUAUCAGCUCUUCUA
Molecule: messenger RNA, 6226 nt
Organism: Monodelphis domestica (gray short-tailed opossum)
Lineage: Eukaryota; Metazoa; Chordata; Mammalia; Didelphimorphia; Didelphidae
Gene: FDX1
Product: ferredoxin 1
Biological process (GO): P450-containing electron transport chain
Cellular component (GO): mitochondrion
Molecular function (GO): electron transfer activity; 2 iron, 2 sulfur cluster binding
Source: RefSeq, a predicted model, not a curated record